UUUCUCAACUGCAAUGGUUUUUUAGUUUGCCCUAGAAUUACCUCUCUCUUCAAUUAGCCGCAACCAAACACUUCCGCUCUUCACUUCACUUCACGUCGGAAAAAUCAAACACUUUUGUCUUACUUUUUUUAACUCCAAAUCUUUAAAUCUUCUAUUUUCGAGAUAUCUAUCUGCUUAAACGGCGUCGUAUUUUGGCACGUUGAUAGCUUUAAUUGGGUGUUAUUUAUGGUGUCCAGAUCGUGAAGUAUGUGCGUUUAGUAAUUGGAAAUGGACGCCGUGGAGGUGAAUUGUUCUGUUGAUGUGGCGCCGGCGGCCACGGCGGUGCCGGAGCUGUAUGGCGGUGGGGGUAGAGAUAGGGUUAUGGUAGUGGAGAUGGCGGUGGAGCUGCGGAACUCGUUGCUUAGUGAAAAAGAUGUGGCAGCAAGCUCCUUAAAUGCGUUGGAGCCAAUGCAGUUGGAUAAGGUUCCAGCUCCUGAACUUUAUCAGCAUACUAGUCAUCAGCCUAGCUUUCCUAGUGAAGAUGUGUCUAAACAGUUCCAUUUUGGCAGUGCAAAAGUUCCUUCUUGGAUUCCUAGGCAUGAGGAAGUGCAAGUUCAGAGAAAAUUAGGACAAGUGUCAAGAAGUGGCAGUGGAUGUUCUAAAAGACCACGGAUUAUUUUAUUGGAUGAUACUGCUGGUUUAGCUGUGAUUGAUGAUACAAAGGAAACAUCUAAUAAGCUAGGAUCACAUCCUACCAAAUGUAACUCUAAUGGAAAAACUCCAUCGACAAAACAAAGGAACAAUGUCAGCAUUAAACGAGGUGAUAGGAAAAAUGGCAAAGUUUCUAUGAAGGCUAAACAUGAUUCCUUUUCUCUGAAGGCAAGUUUGGCCAGCUUUAGUUCAGCUGCUGCAGGGAACAACUUCUUUGGAUUAUAUGGCCUGAAGACAGAUGUUAAUGACAUCACAAAACUUGUUGAUGAUUUAUCACUGGAUGAUCUCCUUCUGGGCGCUUAUGAUUGCCCUAAAAUAAGCAAAGACAAGGACAAUAAUUCAACAGACACCAGUGAGAAUAUUUUGCAGUCAGUCAGAAAGGCUUGCUCUAUUCUUCAGCCACCCAAGUCUAACCAAUCUCAGAAUGCUGCUGAGAUGGAUAGUUGUUCAAACGAGAAGAUGCCCACAUGCCAGUCUAGCUGCACCUCUGUUGCUGGAAAUGGAGAUUGUGGAGAUUCAUCUAUGGCAGAUCUUUCAUCAUCUCAUACGGAUUCUUGCAGCAAACCUGAAGCUUCAGCUAAUUUUCUCAGUUUCUCAUUUGAGCAACCUAAAGAUACACUGGAACGACUAGCACUUCCUCCACCAAAGGAUUUGGAGACUUUGCUUCUUGAUGCAGUCAAGCCAGCUGUACCUUCAAGGAAUGGUCCUGAUGCUCGCCAUAGCAAACAAGCAACUCGCAAACAUAGUUUGCCACCUUUUUUCUGGUCGCAUUCGUUUAAUAGCAACUGUAAAACCAAUUCUGAUGCAGUUAAGCUAUUAACGAGUAGGAGCACGGGCACAUGCCAAGGAAGAUGGGUGAAAGUGGAGAACACUUUCAACUCACAAAGGAGUGCUUCCAAGUGUUUUACAGACUUGGAAUCACUGGCUUAUGAUGAUACCCUUGUUCCUUCAAGUGGACCAAAGCUUGCUGUCCUACGAAAUGGUUUUGCUCCAUCUACACUGGCUCCUCAAUGCGAUCGGGAUUCAUCUGUACCAGCAACUUCUCUGAUGCCUGGUACUUCUCUUAACAGCACUUUUAUGAAGGUUGAGCAAUGUCCAAGAAUAUUGGAAGCUGCUCAAACCUUGUGUGACUUUGUGAGGCUAAACCAAGAAGGGAUGAUAAAGUGGCCAAAGAAACCUUCCCAGAAGGGUAUGAAAGCUCGCAAAUCAAAAUCAAUCGAGAAGCCGGAAGAUAAAUUUGCACCCUCAACUUCGGGUAUGGGAUCUGAACAGGCAGCAAAAAGUCGGGUCGACCAUAUAUUAACAUCAAAGAAACUGAAACUCUCAACAAUUGAGAACAAGAAAGAUCAUUUGGACAUCAAUGGUUCACGGAAGGGUCCGAUAAAUUGGUCUACGCCUAAAUCAAGUAGAUCGUCACCAAAUAAAUCGGUUAGAGAUCCAACAGCCUACAUCGUUAAGCAAUCAUGCAGGAUGUCACCGCCUGCAAAGGUAGUGAAUAGAAAUUGCAACGGUCAACAGAAGUUCCGUAAAUUAAUGCGAAUGGAUUGGAGUAGGGAACGUGACAGGCAAGACUGAUAAACACCAAUCCUCAACGGAAGUGAUUUUUAUUCAGCGCUGCUAAAUUAGGUUGAUGAUGUACAUAAUGGCUCAGGUUUUUUCUAGGGUUACACUGUAGGAAGGUUGGAAUUUGUUGUAACUGUUCUUCUCUAGAGAUGAACAGUCUAGGUGUUGUAACAUUUAAGUAGACAUGUUAAAUUUAUAGCAGAGAAAUUUUUUUUGCCUUGUGUAGAUCAAUUGAAAGGCAAUAAAAUUUCAGUUCUUUUUUCA
Messenger RNA from Mercurialis annua (annual mercury), 2517 nucleotides. RefSeq lists its product as uncharacterized. NCBI's taxonomy places the organism in Eukaryota, Viridiplantae, Streptophyta, Magnoliopsida, Malpighiales, Euphorbiaceae. The transcript is spliced from 6 exons. The record is from RefSeq and is a predicted model, not a curated record. The coding region runs from base 268 to 2265 and encodes 665 amino acids.